Amoebophrya sp. A25 is the source of this 647-nucleotide messenger RNA. The record is from the annotation of a GenBank genome assembly. Lineage: Eukaryota; Dinophyceae; Syndiniales; Amoebophryaceae.
AGGGGGCAUUGAUGCCAUUUCUUUUAUCUACGCUUACAAAAAAUUACUGCUGCAAAUAUCAAUUUUUGAACGUUCAUCUAUUUGAUUGAGUACAAGGACAAGAAGAAAUAAAAACGAAAAGAUCUGAAUCUAUCCUAAAAAAAGCAUACCUACCUACAGUAGACUGGAUCUUGCAGUGAGGUGAAAGAAAUCGAAAUCGACAAUGAAUCGAGAAAACAAAGUUCAUCUUUCGCCGGGACGCGGCUGGAGUCCUUUCCUGAUCAACAUGAUUCUGUGUUGCAAUUUUCUUCAUCUGAUCAAUUAAGGCUGCCCACGACGAUAAUUCAUUUCCUCUUCCACCGAUCGCCUUCAUCGUCCGUUUCCUUCUCGGGAUUCUGAAACGACGAUGAAGGACGUAUCAUGGGUCGGUAGGAGAUCGCAAGAAGUUCUUCUAAGGCAGCAUCAGCAACUUGUUCGUGAAUGCGGCCGCUUCCGCUGGAUCCCAGGAAAAGCUUUCGCUGCACCGCCGGGUGCAGGAUGUGAUGCGCAACCGCAAUCUGGAGACUUUAAAAGCAGGCUUACGAUCCUCGCAAAAUGCUGUGUGCAAAAUUGGGACCCUCAACGAAUUGGCACUACCCAUGUCCCGAAAUGGGAGUCGUGGAACGAGC